AACAAAGCCUUAAGAGGUUUGUGUUAAUCCAUCUCUGCACUGAGUGGGUGCACUGGUGGUGCUCCCAAAUGUGCUCAGAUAAUUAGGGAUAAAAAUUAUCUCAGGUCCAUACACCCCAGCUUCCCAGUCCAGCAACAGAGUGGCAAAUCUACUCCCCCAGCUUUGCCAAGUGCCUGGGCUACAACACUCCUUAUUCUGCCUGGAAAAAGGGUCCUUAAGGGCGCAGAGAUAUUGCAGCCUGAUGCCAAGCCAGGGGUAGCUUUUUCCUCAUGUGUUUUCCUAAUGUCACAGAGGCACCCCAGCAAUUUGGUGCAGCUGGGCAGAGGGGCAUCAGUCUCAUUUCAGGGAGUGAUUUGGAGAACCCAGGAGAAGCGUUUGCAGGAAGGAAUCAGUGCUGCAGAAGAAACAUCCCUGCCUGCCCUUCUUCUCUACGUGCUCCUUAUGCAGGCCAUCUUUCUUAAUAGGGAUACAAGCUAAAAGUCAAAAGGCAAAAUUACACCUUUGUACCAGUACAAGUACAAUAUGUUUUUAUUAUUGCUGUAGCUGUUCUGAUCCCCGAUAAAACAUUUCCAUGUUCUUUGGGCAUGACAGGCCAUAUUUUCUGUAUCAUUCUCAAGCAGAGCUGGGUGACAUUUCUAAUGCAUCUCCAGCACAGGACCUCUUCUUGAGGGGACAGGUAAGAAGUUGGAGUCAUUUGUUAAAAGAAAUGUUGCAUUGCUGAGGGAGGAGAGACUUGAAGAGGUAUUACCAGAAUGGUCAAUGUUAUUUCUUUACUGGAGGCUGAUUUUUGGUAACCGAAACAUUUUAAAUAGCCUCUCCAGAGCCACUCCAAUAAGAGAAAAAGACAAAAGAAGCAGAGAAAAAUUGAACAGGGGUUGAUCUGAAAUAUCCUGAAACAGAAACCCCUUCCCUGGGAAGGACGGGGAGCAAGGGGAGGUGGUUAAAUGUGUGGAGCCGAGAGUCAAUUUUCAUUUCUUAAUUAGCUCUAAACCCCCGUGCCCUGCCACCGCCAGUGAGAGCCCGGCCAGGGAACGCCGCCCACACGUCGCUUCGCAGCUGUUCAGCAUCGCUGCAUCUGAGCGAGGAAAACAAUUGGGGAAAUGUUUUAUGUUCACACUCCACCUUGGAGGUAGGCCGGCGUCCAGAGCGUGCCAUAAAACAGGCAGGAAUGCCGCUGGUUGGAAACGCGCUCGUAAUUCUUGUGCCCCUCUUUCCAAAAGACACCUUUCUUCGUUUAAUUGUUUUAAAACCGCAGCAUGUUCACAUUACCCUCCGCGGAAAUCACAGCUGAAAAUGACUUUGUAGUUUCUUUUUUUAGCGUUGGGAUUUGAGUAGGGGGUAGUUCUUGCUUUGUUUAGUUUCCUUAAAUCCCCCCCUCACUGCAGCAGCCGGGGGCUUCUUUUCCCCUUUUAUUCUCCUAGGGCUCAAUUCAAUAAAUAUACAUCCGGCUCCUUCGCGGUUGUAGUCCGGCUUGAUGAAAUUGCGCUAGGCACUUCCAAGAAAAGGAUGUUUAUUUUUCUCUGCUGAUUCGGUUAGGCUGGUCCAGGUCUCCUGUGCCCAUAGAGCUGCUCCAUAAAGAGACCCUUGUGAUCACGGCGGGGACGCUGUGUCAGCCGGUGUCCAGCACCAUGGAGAUCCUGAUGCUUGUUCCUAGCUGGAUGCAGCAGUGAGGUUGGGCAUCUCCAAAAGCACAGCCUCUGAAGGAAGGUGGAGGUGUAGACGCUACCAUGGGGGACUCAGUGAGCCUUUCAUCACUAAUGCAGGGACAACCAUAUUGCAAGUAAACACUGCUGAGUCCUCUGCUCCUCCUUCUUGCCUGUCUGCACUUUACACCUGGGAGAAGAGAAAAGCGUCAGCUCCAGAUGACACAGAGUCGUAACCUGAAGGAGUGGCUGCGGGAGCAGUUUUGCGACCACCCCCUCGAGCACUGCGAGGACACCCGGCUGCACGACGCGGCCUACGUGGGGGACCUGCCCACCCUCAAGAGCUUGCUGCAGGAGGAGAGCUUCCAAAGCCGGAUCAACGAGAAGUCGGUGUGGUGCUGUGGCUGGCUGCCCUGCACGCCGCUGCGCAUCGCGGCCACCGCUGGCCACGGGCCCUGCGUCGACUUCCUCCUCCGCAAAGGGGCUGAGAUCGACUUGGUGGACGUGAAAGGGCAGACCGCCCUCUACGUAGCUGUGGUCAACGGGCACCUCGAGUGUGCCAAGAUCCUCCUGGAAGCUGGCGCUGACCCCAACGGCAGCCGGCACCACCGCAGCACCCCUGUGUACCACGCGGCACGCGUGGGCCGGGCAGACAUCCUCCGGGAGCUGAUCAGGUACGGCGCAGACGUGGAUGUGAAUCACCACGUCGCUUCCCGGGUCCCCAGCCUCUCCGUGCGGCCCCUCACCACGCUGGUGGUCUGCCCACUGUACAUCAGCGCCGCCUACCACAACCUCCAGUGCUUCCAACUGCUGCUCCAGGCAGGAGCCAACCCGGAUUUUAACUGCUGUGGGCCCAUCAACAUCCAAGGCUUCUCCCGGGGCUCCCCGGUGUGCGUGAUGGACGCUGUCCUGCGGCAUGGCUGUGAAGCGGCGUUUGUCCACCUCUUGAUUGACUUUGGAGCCAAUCUGAACCUGGUGAAAGUGGAGGCCUUGGGAGUUGAAUCCACAGGAAGGGUCAAAGUCAACCCUGAGGCUCUAGAGGUGUUCAAAGAAGCAAGGGGCCGCACCCGGAGCCUCUUGUCUCUCUGCCGCAUAGCUGUACGAAGAAUACUUGGCAAAUCUCGUCUGGAUCUGAUCCAUAUCCUUCCAAUCCCAGACCCCAUUAAACAAUUUUUACUUCAUGAACACAGUUAAAGGGCAACUGGCUGCUUUCUGGGACAGUUUGGUUUCGUAAAUGAGUGCGCUGACAAAGCCAGGUGCCAAUCCUAACCCUUUGCCCACAGUGAAAUAUUGUAUUGCUCAUGGAGUGCACAUAAUUCCCUGCCCCUGUGGUUUUUCCUCUCCAAAUUUAGGGUGCAGUGAUUUUGCGUGUCUAUUCCUAAGCUCCCGGUUUUCUAACUGGUGAUCUCUUUUUUGCAACUGGUUGUGCGAUAAGGCCAAUAAGCGUGUGUGGCUGUUACAUGAGCAAAUACAAUAUAUCCUAUAGCUGUUAGCGUAUGUCCACUUGUUUUGACUCUACCUCUGUUAUUGCUCUGUGGUUCACACACCUUGGGUCUCAGCAGCACUUCUGCGUGAGGAAAGUGUCCGUACUUAAGCCUUUCCUCUUGCUAUAGCAUACAAGGGAGUCUCUCCUUGCCUUGGUAAGGGUUUUACAACACCACUGUUCUCUUCCCGCUGUCAGUACCUGGCCUUUCUUUUCUCUGCGGGUUUGUGGUUGCUGCUAUAAAAGUGGGUGUAUUUUCUGCUGUCCUCUUCUGGUGUGAAAUGCAUCAAGUUUCCUGUCCAGCGCUGUGCGUUACUUGGAAAAUUGUAUCCACGUCUCUACGUGCUGCAAGGUAGCUGCUGGCUUGGCUUUCUUCGUGUAGAGGCCCCAUCGCACAGAGGGGAGAGUAACAGAAUGUGUAAUCCUGUCCUGUCUGAGUCGUUUCUGCAGAGCACCAGAUCUGCUGGGGAAGCUUGGCUCUCCUUCCAGCACUGAUGGACAAGGCAGGGCUGGCCGGUCCUCCCCCCGACUGCCUGGAACUGGGUCAAGUCUCGUAACCACUGUCAUAGCAUGGAUGAAAAAAUGUGGAGAGAAACGGAAAAAAGGUGGUUUCACGUCUGGAGGCUGAUUAGAUACACAGCCCGUUGUGGAGAUGUCACCUGUGGUUCAACUGCUACUGCAGUGGUGGUGGGACAAGGACUGCGAUACUCACGUGAAGCCAGCACGAGAACCUGAAAGAUUUCUGGGGUACCUUUUGGAAAAGCAGUUGCCAAAAUAAUCUUCUGUUCAGUGUAAAAUGGGUUUGAUAAUUUGGGAGUGACCAGGAGUGACAGAGGAGGGAUUGCUAAAUUAAACUUGCAUUGCUGUGCUGGAUGGUGAUUGAUGCAAUGCGUGUGAAUCUGUCUGUGGUUAUGAAGAAAAAGACAUCAAAAUGAUCUCUAGACUGCCUGCUUGCAAUAUUGCAGUGAUUAUGAUGUUAUUGAAGGUCCAGUAAAGCAGCUGACAGUGCACAGCACAUAGAAAUAUAAGUUCCUACCCACUUUUUACUCCAUAACCCACUUAAGCGGUCUUUUUGUUUGCCUGCUGCUUCUACCAGCAUUGUGAGAAAGGGAGAAGAAAGCACUUUUUGUCUUUUCUUGAAGAGUUAGGAGGUUACGUGCUUCUAACAGCAGUGUUGCAUCCAGCAGACUGGGGUCCUUUGAUUUCCAGUGCCCCUACAUUGCUGUUUGCCGUCGUGUCACAAUCUCCCAGAAAAGUGUGAUUCUGCAGUGAGUCGACAGCCUUUCGUGGGGAUCUCAAGGUCAGCUGGCUCCUUAAAGGUGGACACGUAGUCAUUGUAUAGGAAACACUGUCAGAAUAGCAGCUUCAGAAGGACAGAGAUGAUGGUCUCUCAGGAUCUUGGAUAAAAAAUCAGGUGAUAAUUGGUACCUGCUUUUACUUGAUUGAUCCAAGUUCUUUCUAGUCCCUGUGUUAUAAGUUGAUUUUUUUGGACAAUUUUUCUUUGCCAGUUGUUCUUCCCCUGUCCAUGCCAUUGGAAAGGGUAUUCUUUUAGAUGUGAUCCUAAAGGUGCUGGAGAUUUAUUUAUUGUAUGGUAUUUGUGCCUAGGAAGCUGCUGUUGAGAGCUGAGUUAGACACGGGAUGGCAAGGACAUUAAGAUCCUUUCCUGGGAAAGAUAUCGAGCUCUGGUCACUCUUCUCCUUGUCCCUCAGCAGUAACGGAGAAGUGGGCUUGUUUAAGCUACCUCAUGUUUUGGAUGCCUUUGGCUGGCAGGUGUGGUUAUCCCGGCUCUUGAGGAGCAGGUCCUCAUGGCUGCCCCAUAGAUUUGCCCCAUGGACUUGCCCCAUAGGUUUUGACACUAGUUACAAAAUGCUCUUUUUCCAGAGGUAUCAAUAAAGACAAAACCACAGGUCAGUUUCUGGUCCUCCCACUAUGGGAUGUGUUUAGGAUGGAGUUCAAUAAGCAACAGUGGGAUUUCUUGUGUGUUUUAUUAUCUGCUGAAGUACACGUGCCUUUCCUGACAUUGCUGUGCUCCCUGAUUUUAAGUGGCAGAAUUUGUCCUGCUGAGCAUGACGCUGUUGAGAACAGGCUAAAGCGUGGUGGUCACACACAGUGCUCAGAUACCAAAGCAGAGGAUACUUUCAAAACCCUCAUCAGGUGAGAUACAGUGACAACGGUAUGUAGCUGAAGGCAUGUAGGCUUUCAAGGUGAGAAGGCAGCAGUAUUGUGCUUUUUCCCUUUCGGGCUUGCAGAUGGUUUAGGUUUUCACCACGCUGGAGGCCAGGGCAGCCCAUGAGCAUGUUGCCUGAGAGUCGUGUGCUUGCUUUAUAGAAGUGUUAACAUGCCUGAAAGAUGCAAACAGGUUGUAAAGCCUCUUGUCACCUUGCUGGUGGAACCAUAAUGUUUUGCAGGAGCUGAACACGCUUUCUGGCUCCAGUGUGUAGAGGCAGAAGGUGAGGGAGGUUGUCUUGAGAAAGUGCCAUGGCAACAGCUUCUUUGGGUCAAAUUUUUUCCCCCUUGAUUUUUACUUUUUCAAACAGUUUUGCAACCCAGUCACACAUUAGUGCCUUUUGGGAGAAGGUAGUAGGGUGGAUGUAGAAGGUGUAUACUCCACUGGGGAGAACUCACCUCACCUGGAAUGAGCUAUGGUGAAAUGCUACGGUGUGAAUGAUGGAGAGUGGCCCGAAGAAAUUUGGAGAAUUCAGUUGUUAGGGGUGUGGUUAACUCAGUGUAUGAUACAACUCGAGAAUCUAGUUAAAGCUGAGCCUCUGCAGAUGACCUGUUACAAUUUCUGUUACAGCUGCCUUCAGUAUUUGAUCUCCUGGCCGUUGUGCCCUUUCCUGACACUGUCCUACUCAUGGACGUAACUUGCAUGUGAAGGAAACUGAGACGAGCACCCUCUCCCCACGCUCUGAGUCAAUACCUGGUGCUGGUACGGUUCCUUUGUAGGUCCUACCAGUAAGCCCAAGCCAGGCUGGGGCUGGGGACUUUGGCCUUGGUGUAUGGGUAGGUCUUUCCACCUCAAGCUUGAAGGACUACAUAGAUGUUUAAAUCCAACUGAUGGAGAGUCCAAAGGAUUCCCCUGACCUUGGAUAUCUCCAGCCUUCAAUUCACAGGCCAAAGGAUGCUUCUCCUAAAGUUCAAUAAUCACUUGGAUAUUUGCAGAAUCAAAGCUUUGAAGUGCAGGAGACAUUUUGCUAGGGCUCCCAUCCAACUCCCAUUUAACUGAGGGUCUAUGCCUCCAGCAAAGCUUUGCCUAAGUGAAGUGGUGUAAUACAUAGACUUUGAAGAUCCGUAAUUUUAAUUGUAGGGAGAUAAUGAAUCUCAAAAUAGACUCAUGAUAUUGGCAUCCUGUCCCGUAGAGCCAAAAUGUAUAUCCUCUGGCUGUCCCUGCCCAUUUAAACCCAAGGAACAGCAGUCUUCCAAUAUGAAAUCCGAGUAAUAUAUGCAUAUAUCUUCACACAAUAUGAACAACAUUGAUUUUUGCCUUAACUCAGACUUCACAAUUUCCUCCAAUGUAGCAAAGCAUUUUCUUUUGUAAAAGUAUUCUAUUCUAUGUUUUCCAUGGGGCAAGCUCAGGUGAGAUGAGUAACAAAUUAAUAUCUGAAGUCAUGGGUGGGAAACGAAACAUUUCUGCAGUGUACAUCCACUAUAUUGAAGAACAAUAAUAUAUAAAUAUAUAUAAUAUAAAGUGUGUGUUGUGUGGCCUUGCUGUAAGCUUGGGUGAGAUGGGAUAACGAGAUUUGGAAAAUGUUUAAAACACCAGAACAGAUCAGGAAUUAGCAAAGCAGAUCCAAAGCAAGUCUUUUUCAUGUGGGCUUUCUACUUGUCUUUGUUGCUAUAGGGGAUUUCCAGAGCACAAAAUGCUGGUAGUCAGUACCCAAAUAUAAUUUCCUGCUCUUUUAGAGUUUGCAAAAGGCAGAGGAAAAGCAUCUGUUGGUCUGAAGUGUGGUGUUUGUGUGUUUUAUUUUGUUUUGUUUUGUUUUUUUCCCAUUCUCAAAAUCAAGCAAAGCACUUUUUACACCAAAACCAGCCUUUGAGGUACAGAACCUCUUUUUAACCCUUUCCGUUCCAGUGAAGAAAGCAGUGUAAGAACCUGCCGAGGACAGAGUAGAGGUGACAAGAGUCCCGCCUCAAUGAGAGCUCGUCCGUGCUCUGUUGAUUUUUGCCUGGCGUUAGAUGGUUGUGCAUGGCAGCAAGAUCAGAUCGGAGAGCAGACAGGAGGUCUCUGCGGUGGGUCUGGAUCCACGCGUGGCUGAAUAAAGAUGUUCCAGUGCAAGAGCA
Molecule: messenger RNA, 7407 nt
Organism: Columba livia (rock pigeon)
Lineage: Eukaryota; Metazoa; Chordata; Aves; Columbiformes; Columbidae
Gene: ASB1
Product: ankyrin repeat and SOCS box containing 1
Exons: 7
Coding region: 1863-2837 (324 amino acids)
Biological process (GO): protein ubiquitination; intracellular signal transduction
Cellular component (GO): ubiquitin ligase complex
Molecular function (GO): protein binding
Source: RefSeq, a predicted model, not a curated record